AAUCAGAGUUGCAUUAUGAGGAAUCACAAUUGCAGAGAUACAAAUGUCAUAAUGAAAAGGUUAUUAGUCUAUGAUUAGUGCCGCUGCCAGUAAGAUAAACCCAAUCACUCCAGAAAGUCUUACAUAAUGAGUCCAAUAUCAGGUCUUCAUACCACUACAUCUCGUACAAAGGUCAGCCAUAAAAACGUGGCACCUUGGCUUUGAAUAUUUCACUGUUUGAAACUCAGUGAGUCAUCUUACUCUUCAAGAAGAAGCUACUGUAUAAUCACAAAGUUUGUCGUGAUUUCUUUCAGAUAUUUGGCUGCAGGUUUCCAUUCUUGGGAAACGACAGCCAAGGUGAGAUAAGACUGAAGUAGUAAUACGACUUUAUACUUUAAAUGCCCCACCUCAGCCAUCCCCUCCGACUUCAGCGUGACUAUUUAAAGCUGCGUGCUUCAACAACAUCUCAUCAUUUACAGCGAGGCAGAAGUUGGACAUCACUGACUUUAUACCAGCGGACCCAAAGCAGCAUCAAGAGCAGAAACCAGCCGAAUAUUUAGAGAACUACUGAGUCGAGGAAACAGCUGAAUGAUGAGUGCUGCUCAGAAUCAAACAACACUGGAGUCCAGACUGGAGGCCCUGCAGUGCCACUUCACCUGGGAUCUGGACCCCAGCGAGUCCCUACUUUUACGUCGGAAGGACAACCUGGAGGACAUCGGCACCGAGGAGGGGAACAGCUGGCUGGGUCACAUUUACAACCUGCGGGGGUUCGUUCAGUACAAGCUGGGGUUCACCGAAGACGCCCAGAGUUUCUUCAACAAGGCUGCAGAGGCCUUCAGCAAGAUAAGAAACGCAGAUGAGGGUCCCUGGUUGGUGGUGAACUACGGGAACCUGGCGUGGCUGCACCACCACCUGGGAGACCAAGCAGAGAGUCAGGCUUACCUGUCAAAGGUCAACGCCCUGAUGAAUAAAUACCCAUCUCCAUCCCAGGACCAGCUCCAUCCAGAGAUCUACGCUGAGAAAGGCUGGACCCUGAUGAAGUUCAGCCCUGACAAAAAGCAGGCUGCAGAUUACUUCCAGAGAGCCAUCAGCAUGCAGCCGGACAUGGUGGAGUGGAACACCAGCUACGUCUUAGCCCUAAUGUAUGCUUCUAGUCACAGCGAGACAGUGGUGGAGGCUGACCUUCUGGAGAAAAUGAGACUCGCCAAGGAACAGGAUCCAGAGAACUUGUACCUCGCUGUUUACUACUUAAACCAAUGUGCUAAGAGAGGAGAAAAAAUCGAAGAGGAAGCAUGUGAGUUAGCCAAAAAGAUGUUGAAAAAUCCUGUGAGCAGCUACAGUGGUAUUAGACCAUUACUAAAAGUUUACAGUUGCUAUCUAUCUAUUGAUGAGGCCAUUAAAUUUGUAGAGGAGACUCUGAGAACCCAUCCAGAUGAGCGUUAUUUAAAGAGGUGUGCUGCACUCUGCUACAAAUGGAAGCUCACUUUUUUCAGGGACAGUCGCCCAGAGCAAAGCGUGAUAGACAGAGCAAUCAGUCUCCAUGAAGAGGUGAUUGCUCUUUACCCUCAUUCUUCAUUCAUUAGGAAAAUAUACCUUGCAAAUAUUUAUAAACAGUUUAAUAACAACCAGGUUAAAGCUGAGCAGAUAUACCAGGAACUGCUAGAAAGAGAUCUGGAACCUGCAGACAAACAGAUGCUCUACAACAACUAUGCAAAACAUUUAUACUACAACCGACAGUACGACAAAUCAACACGAAAUCACAUGAAUGCAGCAGCGAUAACGCAUCAAUCCUUCUAUCGUGAGAACAGCAUCACAACUCUGAAGAAGAACAGAGGCAGGAGCCACAUGUGGAGAGAAAUAGAGGUCUUCCUGGCAAACCUGCAAGAGCCAUAGUGUUUUUAAAAGCACUGGUUCUUAAUCCAGAAAUUGAUUACACAUCAGGAAAACCUGUUUCCUUCUGUUGGUCUGCUGGUCCAGAAGCAGCAACACCUUAUUCAGAAGGGAGCGUGCCUGUGUUCCCACAGCCCAAUGGUCCCACAUUUCUAAGAUUUUUGUAUUUCACACAGCCCUAUUUUAGUGGUUUUUGUCUUUAGAAGACAAUACUCUCUGAAAUGUGCUUUGAUUUCUGUAACAAAUAUAAAACUCUUGAUUGAUAAUGUGAUGUAUAAGCUGAAAGUCAUUUUUUUCCUUGAAUUUAAACCAAAGUUAAGAUGAUUUCAUGAUCUAUUUAUUAUUGGAGAACUUUAUUAGAGUCAUGUUAAAUUAUAUCCUUCUCUAUGAACACAUUUGUAACCCUUGUGUUGUCCUCUGGGUCAAAUUUGACCCAUUUUUAAUAUCGGAAUGAUAGGUUUCUUUGAAUCAAAUAGCCCCAAAAAUAACAUGAAUGCGUGGAUGUACAUUGUAUGGAAGCCAUGUAACAUUCAUGGCAGGCUAAUGAUUUCUUUCAUUGAAUUGUGGGUGUAGAUUUCUCAGUUUUAUAGCAUUUGAAAUAAACUGCGAUCCACUCAACAUCCUCUGAUCUUGACUAUCAGUCAAAUUAAUCAACAAGUUGUUUUUUUAAAACCAAAAAAUUGGUAUUAGG
Perca fluviatilis (European perch) is the source of this 2560-nucleotide messenger RNA. RefSeq names its product interferon-induced protein with tetratricopeptide repeats 1-like. Gene Ontology annotation, biological process: defense response to virus. Bases 568 to 1872 code for a protein of 434 amino acids. The record is from RefSeq and is a predicted model, not a curated record. Lineage: Eukaryota; Metazoa; Chordata; Actinopteri; Perciformes; Percidae. The transcript has 2 exons. Gene Ontology annotation, cellular component: cytosol. Gene Ontology annotation, molecular function: protein binding.